AAGCUUUCUUUUCUUUAUUUUUGCUCAUAUUAAUUUAUGCACAAAAAGUUGGGUUACAAGUUGAACUCUCAACUAAUACAUUUAUUAAUUAAAAAAAUUAAAAAUUUGUAUCAAGUUAAAAUGGGUAAACCAGAUUGAAACAGAUGGAGUAAUUAUUGUGUUAUUGUAAUGUAAUUCAAUGAUCUUCUAGAUGGUGGGACAGCUAGCUGUUUCCUUGGUUAUUGUGAUGGUGUCACUAUCACGAUAGUAUGAACUCGCCGGCGCUCUUAAAUUUCCUCCUCAAAUUAUUUAACUAUAUUAUAUUUCCCGAUCCGAUUUCGUAAGCACUGUCAUCAGCAAAAAAGAUUAAAUGACCAAUUGUCAAGGCCUCUAUUUAUUUGACAACUUCUUUCUCCUACUCUACAAUUUUGUGCCUCAGGACUGAAAAUUUCCUCCAAAAUAUCAGGCAUUCUAGCAAAAAGUAAAGUUGGCAAGAGGAAAAGAUGUCACGGUGUUCAGAUUACCAGUUGCUUUCAUUUGUGCUCUUACUGCUAAUAACAAUACAUCCAAGUUCACAAUCUCGAGUAAGGGAAGAAAAUGGUGUGAAAUCUGCUGUCUUUCUAUCACCAAAGUUUGUGCUGGAACCUGGAUCUGUUUCUAACAAGUUUUACUACGACAUCGACUUUCCAAAAGGCCAUAUUGCUCUCAAAAGUUUUGAUGCUGAAGUAGUUGAUGAGGCAGGGAAUUCGGUACCCCUCCAUGAGACAUAUCUUCACCACUGGGUUGUAGUAAGAUAUUAUCAUCGACAAGGUGUGGAUGUGGCAAAGUACCAUGGCAAUCUGGGGUUCCACAAAUCAAAUUUUAUUAUCAAGAGAAACUCAGGGAUAUGUGAAGGAGGUCUUUCUCAAUAUUUUGGCCUUGGUUCAGAGACCAGAAAAACAAUGUCGUAUGUUCCAGACCCUUAUGGAAUAGAAGUCGGUAAUCCAGUCGAAGUACCUCCUGGAUACGAGGAGAGAUGGUUGCUUAAUGUACAUGCAAUUGAUACACGAGGUGCCGAAGAUAGAUUGGGAUGCACUGAAUGCAGGUGUGAUCUUUAUAAUGUUACCAAGGACGAGUAUGACCGAGAUAUAGAGCCAGAUUACAUCGGAGGCUUGAGAUGUUGUUAUGAUGAAACAAGAUGCAGGGUGAAGGACGGAUUCCAAGGAUCGAGGAGAAGCCUGUACCUGAAGUACACAGUGAAGUAUAUUGAUUGGGAUGCCUCCAUUUUGCCUGUCAAAAUUUAUAUACUCGAUGUCACUGAUACAUGGAAAAGGCCAGGAAAAUCAACAGCCACUGUGGCAAGACAUCAUUGUCUGAUCGAAUAUUUAGUGGAGUCGUGUUCGGCAUCUGUAGCAAAUGCCGAUUGCAGUCAUACCAAGAAGAUAACUGUAACUUUUCCUAGUGGCGGAGAUAUCAUCUACGGAGUUGCUCACCAGCAUACGGGAGGGACUGGCAUGGCACUCCACGGAGAGGAUGGACGUGUCAUAUGCUCAUCUCUUCCAAUCUAUGGGGAAGGAAUGGAACCAGGAAAUGAAGCUGGUUACAUUGUCGGGAUGUCCAGUUGUUAUCCUAGGCCUGGCUCUAUCAAGAUUUCGGAGGGGGAAACGGUAACAUUACUAUCAAACUAUAGCAAUGCUCAGAGGCAUACAGGAGUGAUGGGGUUGUUCUAUCUCUUGGUUGCUGAGCCAUCACCAAAGCCUAAUUCUAUCCUACAUUCCACAGAUGGAACAGGGGAGAUUAUAAUAUUGCACAAUGCUGUUGGGGCCUUGGCAGUGUUUGGAAUUGCACUAAUUGUUGGUGCUGUUGUUAUUUAUCGCCGUCGGAAUCAGAGAGAGGAAGGCUAUGAAUCUAUACUGAUGUGAAGUGGUCUCUUUUCUGGUGACUCUGGUCCCUAGUGUAUACAGUACACAAUACAAGUUACCAUCACUACAAGUUCUGAUCUCCCUUCUUUUUGGAGACUAGUUACUCGAUACAUGUGUUGCAUUUGUAUGUCAAGUCAUGAAUUCCAAGAUUUUGUAAAAUAAUAUAAAUACUAUUAAAAUAAAACUUUUGAGUAAUGAUCAUACAUAAGAAUGAAGUACAGGUGUUUGUGAAUUAUCUUUGGAUCUUUGUAUAGUGACAUGUUAGUCAAUGUUAAGAUGAUCCCGGAUAUUAUGUCAAUUUACGAAGUUGAAUAGUCAAAAACUAAUUAGAUGCA
Molecule: messenger RNA, 2215 nt
Organism: Capsicum annuum
Lineage: Eukaryota; Viridiplantae; Streptophyta; Magnoliopsida; Solanales; Solanaceae
Exons: 5
Coding region: 483-1880 (465 amino acids)
Source: RefSeq, a predicted model, not a curated record